AUGCCCGAGCUAACAAAUAUGGAUUUCACUCUUAAUUGGGGUGUAGCUGGAGUAGGCAUGAUCAGUCAUGAUUUUUUGACUGCAAUGACUGACUUACCGGCCAGUAAACACAAGGUCAUUGCUAUUGCUGGAAAGGACCUGAAUCGCGCUCACAGAUUGGCCACGUUGCAUAAUAUCAGUACCGCUUACGAAGGCUAUGAAUCGCUCGCCCAUGAUAGCUCUAUUGACAUCGUUUUCGUCAGUGUCAUGAAUUUACAGCACUAUGAAAUAACUAAAUUAAUGUUAGAGAAUGGUAAACACGUGCUUUGCGAAAAACCGAUGGGAAUGACGUACAAGCAGACAAAGUCGUUGGUGGAUUUAGCACGCGAAAAGAAAUUGUUUCUUCUUGAAGGGAUGUGGUCAAGGUUCUUUCCUGCUUACGACGCUUUAGAGAAACAUAUAUCCUCUGGUGGGCUUGGCGAAGUUUAUCAUGUUAACGUGCAGUUUGGGGUUGAGAUAAACGACGUUGAGAGAAACUUAAUGAAAGACUUGGGAGGUGGUGUGGUUAUGGACUUAGGCAUUUACAUGUUGCAACUGGUACAGUUCGUGUACAAGGAGCCGCCGAUUGACAUCAUGUGUACGGGGCACUUGAGUAAAACAGGCGUCGACGAGUCCGUUUCUUGCGCCCUUAAGUACAAGGACGGAAGGACGGCCACUAUAUCGGCUCACACACGCACCGCUAUGGCUAAUAAAGCGGAAAUAACUGGAACCAAUGGUACUCUUGCGCUGGACUAUUUCUGGUGUCCAACGGUGCUUCACAUAUCCGCCGCUAAUAACACCGAAUGGACGCUGCCUAAAGGGAAAUACAACUAUCACUUUCACAACAGCGCUGGCUUGAGCUAUGAGAUACAAGAGGUUUGGGACUGUUUAUCUAAAGGUCUGCUGGAAAGUCCAAAGAUGACCUUAGACGAGAGCGUUUUGUUUUCAAAAUUGACGGACACUAUGAGGGCACAAUUAGGAGUUCUAGAUGUAGUAUUGUAA
Molecule: messenger RNA, 1020 nt
Organism: Parnassius mnemosyne (clouded apollo)
Lineage: Eukaryota; Metazoa; Arthropoda; Insecta; Lepidoptera; Papilionidae
Source: the annotation of a GenBank genome assembly